GGAAGCACUAAGAGAGAGAGAGAGUCGGAGAGAGAGGAGUGUCAGAACAGCGCCUAGAGAGAGACACCGACACGGAGAGAAAGAGAAAACUGGGACAAGCGUUAGGAAUUGACAUGGGCUGUCCAAAUGGGAGGCAAACCGAGUCCGUGGAAGGAAGAGCAGCCGUGAAUCUGGGGGAAACACAACAGCCCGAGCAGACUGGAUUCUGGUGACCGAGACCCUGCUGCUGUAUUCUCUUCAUCAUCCCGUCUUCCUCGUGAUCCAGACUCAGAGAUCUGCUCUUCUAUCUCACAUUUGACCUUGGAAGGGCCUGCCUUCCUGACCCAGGAAGAUGCCGAUUCUCAAGCAGCUAGUGUCCAGCUCGGCCCACUCAAAGCGCCGUUCACGAGUGGACCUCACAGCAGAGAUGAUCAGUGCUCCUCUGGGCGACUUCCGCCAUACCAUGCAUGUGGGGCGUGCUGGGGAUGCCUUUGGAGACACCUCCUUCCUCAACAGUAAGGCUGGGGAGCCAGACCCUGAGUCCCUCGAAGAGCAGGCGAGUGCUACCUCCUCAUCUAAACCCAGCCUCCUUUCUCGAAAGUUUCGGGGCAGCAAAAGGUCUCAGUCAGUGACACGGGGAGACCGACGAGACAUGCUGGGCUCUCUGCGGGAUUCUGCUCUUUUUGUGAAGAAUGCCGUGUCCCUGCCACAGCUCAAUGAAAAAGAGGCAGCAGAGAAGGGGUCUGGUAAGCUGCCCAAGAGCCUUUCGUCCAGUCCUGUGAAGAAGGCAGCCACUGGAGGGACAGAAGAGGAAGAGGUGGAGGAGGAAGGAGGAGCUGGGGAGAAGACACCCCGUCUGAAUGGAUCUGGGGGUGCCCACUCUCCUGACCCCAUCCUUGAUGAGCGGGCCUUUGGGGACAUCACAGACCUGCCUCAUGUACCCAAGGCUGGCUAUGGGUUGAAGCAUGCAGAAUCUAUUAUGUCCUUCCAUAUUGACCUGGGGCCCUCCAUGCUGGGGGAUGUCCUUAGCAUCAUGGACAAGGACGAGUGGGACCCAGAGGAAGAGGAUGGUUGCCAUGGUGAUGAGGGUCCAAGCCACAGCAGCCAACCCCCUCUUCCUGCUGCUGUUCCUCUGCUACAGCAGGAAGGGAAGCCUGGUCCAGACUCACCGUUGCUGCCUCCGUGCACUUUGGAGGAUGAGGGCUGGGCAGCAGCAGCUCCCAGCCCGGCCUCUGCCCGCAGUGUGGGCAGUCAUACCACAAGAGACAGUAGUUCCAUCUCCAGCUGUGCCUCUGGAGUCCUAGAGGAACGAAGCCCUGCACUCCAUGGGCUGGAGAGGGCUCGGGUCCCUCUUGCCCGACAGCCAAACAAAGAGUUCUCCUUUAUGGACGAGGAAGAGGACGAGAUCCGUGUGUGAAGGGGAUGGGGGGAGUGUUGAGUGGCUCUGUACAACUGACUUAUUUUCUGUCCCCACUCCCUGUGACUUUCCACCUUUCUAUGGGGCUCCCAGAGUCCAGGUAGAAUAGCCCUUUGAAGGGUCCUUGGCAGGAAGUCUUAGUUGCAGGAGACACCUCUGUAAUUCAUCUUUGCCUGUGAAUAGAAUAUUUGGUCCUCUUUGUGACUCCUUUCUCCUAGAUGUGGGGUUUGGUGGAACCUGUGAGUCAAGCAACUCUGGGUUGGAGCGGGUGGGGCUGGAUUAUCUACCUGACAUCUAUGGACAGCUUGCUCUUACCCAAGACAUCCAGAGGUCAGGGGUGUUUUCUUGGCCAAUGAACACUUCAACAUGAAGCAGGAAUCCAUUUUCCUCCUUUCUCUCCAGUCCCCUUCCUUCUUACCUCCUCCCAAAUGAAUGCCAGAUGUCAACCUGAUUGCCUCUCCACAUUAAGCAAUACCAGGUCGGCAGAGCCAGACCUCUGUCUGAUCUCCAUUUCUCCAGGUCAUAGUGUGUCUCCCUCUUUUCUCCCUUCCCUUUCCAUGUGUCUCCCUCUCUCCUACCCUGUGUGGCUUCCUCUUCUCUCCCAAUUUGUGUCUUUCUAAGUUUCUCCCACCCCAUGUUUCGUGUUUCCCCUAGAUUUUUAUCUUGUUCUCUGGCUACUAGCCAUUGCUGGAUUGAGAUUCGAGCAUGAGAAGAAGGGGUUUGGCAUUACAUAUGGUGCAGGUGGGGGAUCCUUUGAGAAGCCCCCCCCCCCAUCUACCUAUUUCUUCACUUAUGUUUCUGUUUUAAUAGAUGGAAACAGGGGAAACUGUUGGGAGGAGAGCUAUAAAGUUCUUGGAACCUGAUUGGGAAAUGUUCCCCUGGUCCACUCCUCUUCCUUUGGGAGCCCUCUUGCCACCCCCUUCUAAGAACAGAAGCUGGGAGGAGCUUGGGGCUCCCCUAAACGGAGCUGGGGCUCCCUUUGUCUUGGAGGGUAAGGAGUUUGGCUGUGGGGGAAGGGGAGGCAGUGGUUUGGGAGCUGUAGCCAGUCCCUCCUUCUCGAGCUCCCCUCCCCCUCAGCAAUGCUCCAUUUCUGCCUCCCAGAACCCAGGCAGGAAGUCUGGGGCCCCUUGGAGUUAAACAGCACCAGGUGGCUGCAUUGGGGUAGUAUACAUGGAAAAUCUCCCCUUUCCCACAGCAGCCUCUGGGGAGCAAGGAGAAGAUGAUGAUGGGAAGGAAGGGCCUCCAGGUUGUGAUUCUGAAAUUUAGUCUAUCCAAAUGGGAGCAGUGAUAAUAACAAAACACAGGCCUGAGGUUCUCCCCAGCCCCCAAACACAGGGACCAGCUAUUGGCUCAGCCUGCCUUUUUUUUUUCUUCAAAUAAUGUGGGUGUAGUUUAUCUUUUUAAUUUUAAUCUAGUUCCUUUGAGGGGGAAAAAAAGGCAUUUAUGGUAAAUAGGGUCCCUCCCAGACUUGCCCGUUCUCUGACCUGCACUAUUCCCCUUAAGAGUUUCAUUUAAAUCCCAGCCCCCACUGUGGGCUGCCCAUCCCUUGGGCUUCUGGUGGGAAGGUUGGGCCCCCCACCACUAGAGAGCUGUACAAGUCCCACUGUGUUAGUAUGUCAGCCUUGCUCUGGUAUUGGGGUUUCAGCACAGACCGACCUCAGAGGUCAUUUAGUCCAAUUAUCCCUUAACAGGAAUCCCCUGUACAAUAUAACAUUCCCAACAAGUGGUCCUCCAGCACUGAUGGAAAGACCUCUGGUAAGUGAGAAGCCAUUACCUCCCAAGACAGCCCAUUUCAGGUUGGCUUAGCUCUGUUAGGAAAUCUUUUCCUUACAUUGAUCUUAAUUCAGCCUUUCUACCACUUCUACUCCUAGUUCAGCCUUUAAGGCCCCAAGAAUAAAUCUCCGGUUCCUUCUGCAAAUACUUUGAGGCAGCUAACAGAUUCCCAACCUGAAAUCUCAUCUCCAGCAUAAACACCCCCACUUUCUUCAACUAGGCCUCGAAAAGACUUGGCCUCCAGCCCUCCUGUUCAGCCUUUUUCUUCUCUGAAAGCUACCCUGACUGCCCCCUCAUCUGUCUUCUUGACAUAGUGGCUUUGGGCAGGGCAAGAAGCCCAAAGAAACAAAUAAAACUAUAGCCUAGGUCUGGAACCGGGGGGUAGCGGGGAGAAGGUGAAAGGGAAGGGAUAGAACAAGACUGAAACAACUAGUGAUGCAGGUGACGGUGACUAUAUGAAACACUAACUUAGUUCUCUAAAAGCACAGACUUGGGUAAUGUCCAUGGCCAGUGACAGUUGUGAAUCGCAAAGGGGUAAUAAGCCUGUUGGGACAGGGAGAGGGUAAUGGGGAUGGACCCCACCCACCCCUGUGUGGGCAGCACAUGAAAUGUUUACUGGUGAUAAUGUAGCACACACUAAAAUGCAUAUUCUUUUUUUUAAUGAGGCCUAUGGAAGACAGAGAGGAAACAUUAAAAAUCUUUAGUGAUGCUUGGUGUUUUCAA
Messenger RNA from Trichosurus vulpecula (common brushtail), 3892 nucleotides. It is a transcript of the gene CDC42EP4, whose product is annotated as CDC42 effector protein 4. The coding region runs from base 332 to 1396 and encodes 354 amino acids. Lineage: Eukaryota; Metazoa; Chordata; Mammalia; Diprotodontia; Phalangeridae. The record is from RefSeq and is a predicted model, not a curated record. The transcript is spliced from 2 exons.